AUGCGGGCGGCGGACCGGGAGUUCCGCGUGCUGCCGCUGACGGUGAAAGCGAUGGCGGUCGCGAGCGCGUACCGCGUGGGGGAGAGCAGCUUCGUGGUAAUGGGGGAGUACCUCACGCCCGUCUUGGCGCAUCAUCUGAAGCGCGCGCUCGUCGACGAGUGCGCGUGGGAGGGGGGUACCGGCGACCGCGCGGUGACUGCGGCCGAGUUUCUCUGGCUUCGGAAGGAGGACUACCACGGCACGCCAUGGGCGCCGGUGAUGAUUCGCUGCACGUUCGCGCGGCCCGUGGGGGGUGACAAUAACGGGGGGUCGUUGCUGCUCCGGCGACGGGGCACGGAGGAACCGACGGCGAUUGUAAAGAAGUUCCCGUUGGUGAUACAAGAGAUGGAAAUGGAGGUGCUUCGAGAGCCGGGCGCGUUUGAGCUUAUAAAGCAGCCGCCAAUAUACGAGUUGGCGCACUGUAGCGGUCCCCUUUAUGGCCACCUGCGGCCCCGUGCCGUCUCUGAUUGGCUACACUACCACUCGCGCGCAGUUGGCGUACAACACUUCUUCCUCCACGAUUUCGGGGCUAUAAGCGGAGAUUACGCCACCGCGUCAGAAGAAACCGCAGCAUCAUCAGCAGCAACAGCAGGGGCAGCAGCAGCAGGAGCAAGCGAAGUGAAGGGAGCGAGUGCAGCAGACACGGGAGAGGAAGAGCCGUCCUUGGCGGAGGCCGUAGCGCCAUUCGAGGCGAGAGGGCUGGUGACGGUGACGCGGCUGCUGGGGCACGAGCGCUUCCGGUCGCACUACUGGCACCAGAUACUCACUCAGAACGAUUGCCUCUACCGCGCCCGCUACACCGCCAGGUGGCUCAUCUUCACGGACAUGGACGAGUACAUCUUCACGCCUCCCCCCGCAUCGCUCUCCUCCGCGCUGGCGGGUCUGGCGCGCUCCAGCCACGCAUGGGCGUCCAUGGACGCGUACUGGGGCUUCAUCACACGCUGCCGGGAGAAGGGAAAAGGAGCUUCUGGUGGGUUAUUUACCCAUGAGGAGCCGACUGCCCAUCUGCAGCAGCCUCAACUACAGUGA
Closterium sp. Naga37s-1 is the source of this 1068-nucleotide messenger RNA. Lineage: Eukaryota; Viridiplantae; Streptophyta; Zygnematophyceae; Desmidiales; Closteriaceae. The record is from the annotation of a GenBank genome assembly.